Auxenochlorella protothecoides is the source of this 2523-nucleotide messenger RNA. Its product is annotated as FO synthase. The transcript is spliced from 6 exons. The coding region runs from base 1 to 2523 and encodes 840 amino acids. The record is from RefSeq and is a predicted model, not a curated record. Gene Ontology annotation, molecular function: 4 iron, 4 sulfur cluster binding; 7,8-didemethyl-8-hydroxy-5-deazariboflavin synthase activity. NCBI's taxonomy places the organism in Eukaryota, Viridiplantae, Chlorophyta, Trebouxiophyceae, Chlorellales, Chlorellaceae.
AUGGCCGCAACACGACUGAUGCAUGAGCUGGAGGACAUCGACAGCACCGAGGUGCUGAGAGACCUGAUGCACGUGCUGACAUCCACCCCCCUGGCAACACUGUGCGAGGCGGCGGCGCUGAAGCGCGACGAGGCCCACGGCUGCGUCGUCACCUUCAGCCCCAAGGUCUUCCUGCCCCUCACCCGUCUCUGCCGCGACUCCUGCGCCUAUUGCACCUUUGCCGCGCCGCCCCGUCCUGGCGCACGCUGCUACAUGACCCCGGAAGAGGUCGUCGGCCUGGCGCGCGCCGGCGCCGCUGUCGGCUGCACCGAGGCCCUCUUCACGUUGGGCGACAGGCCCGAGGCGCGGUACCCCGAGGCGGCAUGCGAGCUGGCGGAGCUGGGCCACGCCUCCACGCUGUCUUAUGUGACCGCGGCGGCGGGGGAGGUGCUGCGCGCCACGCCCCUGCUUCCCCACGUCAACGCCGGGGUCGUGGCUGGGCCCGCGCUGUCGGCCCUGCGCGCCGUAUCCGCCAGCCAGGGGCUGAUGCUGGAGGGCACGGCCCCAGCGCUGGCGGCGCCGGGCGGCCCCCACCACGACUGCCCGGACAAGGACCCCACCGCGCGCCUGCGCUGCAUCGAGGAGGCCGGCGAACGCGGUGUGCCCUUCACCACAGGCCUGCUGCUGGGCAUCGGGGAGGGGAGGGCGGACACGGUCGACGCGUUGCGCGCGCUGCGCGCGCUGCACCGCCGGCACGGGCACGUCCAGGAGCUGAUCCUGCAGCCCUUCGUGCCCAAGCCCGGCACGGGCAUGGCGCGCACGCCUCCGCCGGACAGGGCCUACACGCUCUGGGCGGUCGCGGCGGCGCGCCUCAUGUUCGAACCGGGGAUGAGCGUGCAGUCGCCGCCCAACCUGGCGGCGGGGGGCGAGGGGGAGUGGGAGGCGCUGCUCCGUGCCGGGGUCAACGACUGGGGCGGGGUCAGCCCGCUCACGCGCGACUGGGUGAACCCCGAGAAGGCGUGGCCGCACUUGGCCUCGCUGGCGCGGGCCACCGCCGCCGAAGGCAAGCUGCUGCUCCCGCGCCUCCCCGUCUACCCCUCGCACUCCACCCUGGACCAGCGCGGGCGGUGGCUGGACGGGCGGCGCGGCGCGGGAAGCCCGCUGGCGGCCGUCCUCCGGGCCUCGGACGCCUCAGGGCUGAGCCGGGGGAGCAGUUGGUGGCCAGGCCAAGAUGCCAAGGACCGGGAGGAGUCAAUGGAAGGGGUGGAAGCCGGGCGCACGGAUGUGGACGAUGCUGCGCCCUCUGUUCAACACAGCAACAGAGCAACGCAUGCGCAUGUGCCCAGCCCUACCACAAGAAGCGCCGCCUGGCGGGUGUCCCUGUGCCGAGAUGGGGCGCUCGAAGCCAUGCCCCGGCCUGAACGGGCCAGUAAUGCACUGACAGAGCUCGCAGUGGCGCUGGCAAGUGGGCAAUACGCCCCGGCAGAGGCGGAGGUGCGGCUCCUGCUGGGCGCGCGUGGGGCCGACUUCGAGGCGGUCUGCGCGGCGGCCGACAACGUGCGCCGGCGGCUGCAUGGCGACGAGGUCACCUACGUGGUGAACCGCAACAUCAACUACACCAACCUCUGCGCGUAUGCCUGCGGCUUUUGUGCCUUCUCCAAGGGACCGUCCGAUGCAAGGGGAAGCCCAUACCUCCUGACGAAGGCUGAGGUUGGGCGGCGGGUUGCCGAGGCGUGGGCUCGAGGAGCCUCGGAGGUCUGCAUGCAGGGAGGCAUCCACCAUGACUUUGACGGGAACACCUACCUCGGCCUGCUGGAGGCCGCCAAGAGCGCCGCGCCCAAUAUCCACGUUCACGCCUUCAGCCCGCUGGAGGUCUGGCACGGGGCAAGCACGCUGGACAUGUCCCUGCCCCGCUACCUGUCCGCACUCAAGUCGGCAGGUCUGGGCUCCCUGCCGGGCACGGCGGCAGAGGUGCUGGACGCGCCAGUGCGGGCGGCCAUCUGCCCCGACAAGCUCAGCACGGAGGAGUGGCUGGAGGUUGCGGCGGCAGCGCACGACGCAGGCCUCCCCACCACCUCCACCAUCAUGUUUGGAUCGGUGGAGGGCCCCGAGAGCUGGGCCCGGCACCUGCUGCGCCUGCGCUCGCUCGCCGCGCGCAGCCGCCUGGUCACAGAGUUCGUGCCCCUGCCCUUUGUGCACAUGGAGGCGCCGCUGUACCGCCGGGGUCAAGCGCGGCGGGGCCCCACCCUGCACGAGUGCACGCUCCUGCACGCUGUUUCGCGCCUCGUCUUUGCAGACGGGUGCAUCCCCAGCAUCCAGGCCAGUUGGGUGAAGAUGGGCCCGUCUGAGGCUGCGGGCCUGCUGAGGGCCGGCUGCAACGACAUGGGAGGGGUGCUGAUGAACGAGUCCAUCAGCAGGGCGGCCGGCGCCUCCCAUGGGCAGGAGCUGGGCCCACAAGCCAUGGAUGAUCUCAUCCGCACAGCAGAUGGUGUACUCAUGACCACACUCAUGUAUCACAGAGCACUGGAAGGCGCUCUAAACUGA